This is a messenger RNA of Pieris macdunnoughi, 987 nucleotides long. The record is from the annotation of a GenBank genome assembly. Lineage: Eukaryota; Metazoa; Arthropoda; Insecta; Lepidoptera; Pieridae.
AUGAGCCACUUGCUGGUGGCGCUCGCGUUGUUGACGGCGGAGGCGGCCCAUGCGCAACUGCGGCCGGCCGACGCGCCGCCGCCUCUAAACGACACACGAUGCGGUUCCGAAUGCGUGAGAUGUUCAGCUGACGGAUGCAUUAAAUGUGCGCGGCUUCUCAUAUGGCCAGGGGGCUCGUGCGCUCACGAGUGUCCACCAGGGACUCGGGAAUCUUGGGCACACGAUGACCAGCUCAUGGGCAGAGUCUGCUACCCAGGACAUGUGUAUCACGAAAUAUUAAUUGGCGGCGCGUGUGGAGUAGCUGCCUGUAUAAUUUUGGUAGCUGUGGGGGCUGCCUACGCACGUUGCAAGAAAAGGCCGCACGCGCACCCUCUACCGCAACCGAAUCACGAUGACGACGCGCAACUUAGAGAAUUUCACAAACAGCUGGACUGUUUACGACCUCACGCAUACACUCUGCUAGCUAUACUCAACCACACGAGACACCAGGUGCGAGAGCUCUACCAGCUCGGGAAUAAUGAUGCUGCAAUGGCUUAUAGCUGUGUCUUGAGUGAUCUGGCAAAGCUUCUAAUACUGCUGAACAAGCAGCAGAUACCUGUGGUGCCUGAAGAAUGGUCUCGACUUGCGAGCUGGGCUGAUCGAAUACUCAAACGCUACAGUCGUCUCGGUAUUAAUCAGUCAUGUCAACAAACGGAACUCGUGAACUUGUCGUCCCCACCGAGCCAGCGGUCAGAUGACACCACUCAAUCAUUCUCCACCUUUAAACCCCCCUCAUACUCUCCCUCAUCCUAUGAUAGUCAUAUUUUAGAUAAGGAAAACGCGUGGAGUGGAAGACCACCAAGCUACUCUCAAAUAGAAUCAGAGUCCAUAGUACUCACAGAUCCCUGGGAGAGACGACCAAUUGUAAGAAGAGAAAGUGUUUGGCUAGAAGACGAGUUAUUUGAGAUGACCAGGCGACCCCAAGACGAACUUACCACAGAGUUGUAG